ACAGCUGGUGACGUCAUCACGCCGGCCGCUCACUGACACCGCAAGGAAAACAUUCCGAAGCCAUUUUAGCUGGUGAAGCUGCGGAGCUGCCCCAACCUGUCGUGCAGUGCAGCGGGCGAUGCCCCGGGCAGGAGCAGCAAGGGACGGGAAGAUCUCGGAGCUCAUUGAUACCAGGAUGAUCAGGAGACUGACCCGAUGCUGAUGUGAAGAAAGGAACCCUGCGGGCACCAUGCCGACAGCAUCGGCACUACCCAAAGAGCUGUAUCUUUCCACCUCCCUGUCCGAGCUUAAUAAGAAAGCUGAAGUUAAAGCAGACACAUCCAGUACAAAGAGCUAUGUCUCCACUGCUUGCAAGAUCUUUCAGAAGGCAGAGGAGUGCAGACUUGACAGAGAUGAAGAAAAAGCUUAUGUCCUCUAUAUGAAAUUUUUAUUUGUAUUUGAACUUGUGAAAAAAAGGUCGGAUUUCAAGCAGAACCAGGACUACUACAAGUCAUUACUUGGGCCUAGUACCAUCUUAAAAUCAAUUGAAGAAGCAGAAAAGCUCUCGAAAAGUCUCAAAAACAGGUAUGAGGAAGCUGAAGUUCGAAAGAGGCUCGAAGAAAGAGACAAGGAAGUACAGAGAAAAAAAGAGGUCCGUUCUGUGCCGAAAGAUGAUCCUGAAGUCUCUCAACAAACUGAUAAUAUAAAUGGUGAUAAAAAAGAGCUUGGACGUAAGAAUGAAGUCUCUUCAAAGGUCCCUAAUGGAUCUAUAACUCCGGAAAAACUGUUUGUGAUGAUGAAGGACCCAGGUAUUACUGUUGUUAUAAUGGAUGCACGCCGAGCUAAGGAUUUUGAGGAAUCUCAUAUUAUUUCUUCUAUAAAUAUUCCUGAGGAGGCCAUAUCUCCUGGAUUUACAGCAACCAGAAUUGAGAGCAGCCUUCCUGAAGCAUCAAAGGAUUCAUGGGACACCAGAAGUCAUGCUGAUUAUGUUAUUUUGCUGGACUGGUUCAGUUCUGUCAGUGACUUAAAACUUGGUACAACUCUUCAGAGCUUAAAAGAUGCUCUCUUUAAGUGGGAAACCAAGGUUAUCCUGAAAAGUGAGCCUUUAGUUUUAGAUGGUGGCUAUGAAAAUUGGCUUUUCUGCUAUCCAAUGUACACCACAAAUGGGAAAGUAUCUGUGCCAAGAAGAAACAAAGAUGAAAACGCAGUCUUGUCAUUGAAUUUUAGCUAUCCCUCUCUGGAAGAGCCACCACCGCCACCACCUCCUCCACCUGCUGUUCAGGUCCAACCUUCUCCAGUGUAUUCACCAGAUGUUCAAGAUGGAGAAAGAAAAGUCAUUCAAGCAGUAAAACUAGAAGAACCAAUCAGUAUAAUUCAGGAGUCAGAGCCAGCAGGUCCUGUACAGCCUGCAGAACCUACCAAGCUUAUCCCUCAGAUUGAUCGCACUAAGAAGCCAACUGUUGUAAUUGGUGAUAAUUCAAAAAUACCUAGGAAUGAAGUGAAAGAAAACAAUCCAGUUCAAAAUGUUAAAAUUAUUCCUGAUCGUUCUACAAAGCCAUCUUUAGACACCAAACCUCCCAAAGUAGAAAUCCAUUCUUCAUCAGAUAGUACCACACCGGAUAAAUAUCAAGACAAAAAACAAGACCCAGACAAGGGUGACAUCAGGGACACUAGUACUCAAGAAGAAAAAGAAAUCAAUCCGGUCAAUACCAGAGAAUCUGACUCUGGGACUCCACAGAAAAAACAAGAAUCCGUGGACAAAGUUUUUAUUGAUAAGGAAAUUAAGAAAGCUGGUCCAGAGCAAAAUGUGAAAAAGAAAGAUGUGACGGUGUCCGCUGUUCCGAAGAAGCAUGAAGGGGUUAAAGGGCUUCAAGACGACAAAGCGGAGCCGGUUACAAAAGAUAUUGCUGAAGACGAUCGGCCUAAAAGAGAGCCCUUGAUGCGAGCUCGAAGUGAAGAGAUGGGUAGAACAGUUCCUGGAAUGCCUGAAGGCUGGGUUAAGUUCCUUGAUGCUGUAACCGGUACUUACCGCUAUUAUCAUUCACCAACGCACACGGUUCACAUGUAUCCACCUGAAAUGGCUCCCUCAACUGCUCCUUCAUCAACUCCAGUUCAGAAAGUGAAGCCUCAAGCCCAUUCAGAUGUAGACAAGGAGCAAACAAAGUUGAAACGAUCAUAUUCUUCACCAGAUUUAUCCCAGGCUAUUAAAGAUGAGGAAAAGAAGAAGCCAACACCGCAGAUCAACCGAGAAAAUAAACCAGCAACCCACACGAAAACCGAGAUCACAAAGUUAUCCGCAUCUAAGAUCCGCAGCCUCAAUCCCGUAUUUGGAGGUGCAGGCCCCGCACUUACCGGUCUGAGGAAUCUUGGCAACACUUGUUACAUGAAUUCCGUCUUACAGUGUCUCUGUAACACUCCUCACUUGGCAGAGUAUUUCCACAAGAACUAUUACCAAGCAGAUAUUAACAGAUCUAAUCUUCUAGGUCAUAAAGGAGAAGUGGCUGAGGAAUUUGGUGUGGUAAUGAAGGCUCUUUGGACAGGUCAAUAUAAAUACAUUACUCCUAAAGACUUCAAGGUGACCAUUGGGAAAAUCAAUGACCAGUUUGCUGGGUUCAGCCAGCAAGACUCCCAGGAGCUCCUGUUAUUCCUAAUGGAUGGGCUCCAUGAGGAUCUCAAUAAGGCUGACAACAGGAAGAGACAUAAGGAAGAAAACAACGAUCACUUGAAUGACGCUCAGGCUGCAGAUAUAGCUUGGAUAAAGCACAAGCAACUCAAUGAAUCCAUUAUAGUCGCGCUUUUCCAAGGCCAGUUCAAAUCGACCGUGCAGUGUCUAACUUGUCACAAAAAGUCUCGAACAUUUGAAGCUUUCAUGUACUUGUCUCUGCCCCUUCCAUCAAGCAAAUGUUCUCUUCAGGAUUGCCUUAAGUCUUUUUCCAAAGAAGAGAAACUCACGGAUAAUAACAGGUUUUUUUGUAGCAACUGUAAAACUAGAAGAGAUUCCACAAAGAAAAUAGAAAUUUGGAAACUUCCGCCAGUCCUUCUUGUGCACUUAAAACGAUUUUCUUAUGAAGGGCGCUGGAAACAAAAACUUCAAACACAUGUGGAUUUUCCUUUGGAACACCUUGAUUUGUCUCAAUAUGUCAUAGGACCCAGGACAUUUAAGAAAUACAGUUUAUUUGGAGUAUCAAAUCAUUACGGUGGAUUGGAUGGUGGGCAUUAUACUGCUUACUGCAAGAAUGCAAUGAGACAGAGGUGGUUUAAGUUUGAUGACCAUGAAGUGUCAGAAAUAUCAGUAUCCUCAGUGAAGACCUCGGCUGCGUACAUCCUCUUUUACACUUCUUUGGAUCUUCGAGGAGCUGAGUUUUUGACAUAAGCAUUUGUCCUGUCGUCCACCUGAAAAGCUCUUUGGAAAUUGCUACAUCAAUAAAGUAGAUGUUUCUACAUAGUUUGGAGUCUGAAUGCUAAAAGAAAUGAUCUCAUUUCAGCACAUUGGUCGUAUAUUGUGCUCUGAUGAUGAUCUGGUAUGGCACUUGAGGUAAGACAUGCAAGGAGAUGGGGAAGGUGCAGCCAUGUUUUGAAUAUCAUGCAGCUCCUAGAGUUGCCACCUGUACUGACCGCUGUAUAAUAAAGCAUGGAAUGGUAGCAUUAGAUGAUCUCCACCUCCGAUCCUCUUUGUGGACCAGUCUAUGCUACACAUGUAAUACUGGCGGGAAAGGAAUCUUGACGUUUGGAGCACUCUGCAACCGAUCUUAUUGCUAUACAGUAAAAAGAAAACUACAGCAGCAAGAUGCUGAAAAUGCCUUGGAUAUGUCCUGAUUAAACCCUCAAUAAGUAGUUUCUCGUCUGUCUAGUGUCCUUUUCAAUAUGCUUCUCUACUGUGACAUAGAAACGGUCUGGGCAGAAUGUAUUUGAAUGGAUGACGGCUUACUUGCACAUCACUCCUAUGUAUAUAACUUUUAUGGUUGAAUAUUCUAUUUGUGUAAAAUACCUAUAGUACUUGAUAAAUUGUUGUCUAAUAUCGGAACCAGUCCAUUUAAUUGAGGAUGUAUACAGUUACUUUUCCAAGAUCACAAUUAUACCGAUUGUUCCAUUAGCAGCAGCAGAACGCAGAAGAUAUUAAAUAUUUCACAACUUCUUAUUUGUGGGUUACUUGUUGUACAAAGCUUACCGGAACUCUAUUAUGAGCUUUACUGUACAUGUGGUUUGUUAGGUAACCUGCUCCAAAAGCAACUGCACUGCACAAUCAUAAAGAAGAUAGAUAUAUGUAUAUAUACAUGUUCCCUAUGUUUAUUGCUUAGGAGAUGACCACUAAGCCUUUGUAUGAGAGUGGUCUGAAUCUGAAGACUGACAGUAUCAGUUAUUCACCUGCAUGUCUGAUAUUAGGUGGCCUUUGACGUCUGGUGGCCAUAAUGCCAUAAUUGCUGCUUAACCUUUCUGUUCCCAAAGUGGCUGCCAAAUAGGUGGUCCGUCCAGUUUAUUCCAUGAUUGAUGCCUCUUUAGGAUUUUGUUUCACCUAGGUGCUUCUCUUAUAUCAUUGCAUGAUUCAUCAUAAAAUGUAUUGAUUUCUCCAGUCUCCUCACUGAAGUUUCAGUGCAGCUUUUUCUCAACCAUUAGUACAUGGAGCUGCACAACAGUCUCACGUACCUGCAUUUUAGAUGUGAUUUACAUUUCUUUCUUUCUUAGACCAUCUACAUGUAAUCCAGCCCCAGCAGGCCUCAACAUGCUUAUAGUUAAUAUGUAUGAGAGGCGUGCUCUGAGUAACAAGACUGUCUCCAGGCGUAUCUAUCAAAAAUGCUUCAUUCCAGUGCAUUAUCUUUCUGUUGAAAUUUUGUGGAAAAAGAAAAUAUAUAUAUGCACUUAAUUUUCUCUAGAAAUGCAUUCUAUGAAAUAAAGUUUUUUCUUCUA
This is a messenger RNA of Bufo bufo (common toad), 4884 nucleotides long. RefSeq names its product ubiquitin specific peptidase 8 (gene USP8). The transcript has 20 exons. Gene Ontology annotation, biological process: protein K63-linked deubiquitination; protein K48-linked deubiquitination; endosome organization. The record is from RefSeq and is a predicted model, not a curated record. Bases 230 to 3352 code for a protein of 1040 amino acids. Gene Ontology annotation, cellular component: extrinsic component of endosome membrane; dendritic spine; midbody. Lineage: Eukaryota; Metazoa; Chordata; Amphibia; Anura; Bufonidae. Gene Ontology annotation, molecular function: cysteine-type deubiquitinase activity.